Caenorhabditis elegans is the source of this 720-nucleotide messenger RNA. It is a transcript of the gene clc-22, whose product is annotated as DUF998 domain-containing protein. The record is from RefSeq and is marked reviewed. The coding region runs from base 55 to 522 and encodes 155 amino acids. The transcript is spliced from 3 exons. Lineage: Eukaryota; Metazoa; Nematoda; Chromadorea; Rhabditida; Rhabditidae.
UAGUUUGUAGACACAGUUUCCAAUUUAAAAUUAUUAUUACUCGUUAGUAAAAAAAUGAAAAAAUGUAUGACUACACUCAAAUUGACCGCACUAUUCUUUUCUAUCGUUAUUUCCGGAAUUCUCAAUGCAUUUUCCGUUUAUUUACCCUAUUGGAAUCUGGAUAAGCCUUCACAUACAAAAAGUGUUUCAGUAAUUUUUCAAAAAGGACUUUUUCCGAUUCAUUGGAAGCAAAAUCCAACAUUCUUCAAUGCAGUUACGGUUAUGAUGUUGGUGUCAUCUGGUGUAUUAAUUUGUCUUUUCUUAAUGUUUUUGCUAUCCCUAAUGGCAAUUCUGUGCCACUCAGCUCGUCAAGUCAAAAUUGGCUUCCGCUUGUGCGCAGUCAUCACCGUUUUGGCGGGACUUUUUCAACUUUAUUCAUUUAUCAUUAUGGCAAUUGAGUUUAGUCUUAAUAAAACACCGAAUUGGAGAAUAGGUGGUAGUAAAAUAAGUAAAUACUCAGGAUUUCAAGGUCCAGAAUUUUGAAUUUUCAGAUAAUGGGUGUGAAUAUUUGGCACUGGUUUCAGCGAUUAUUGAUUUAUUUGUUAUUUCUUAUUUAUCGAUUAUUUCAUCUAGGAUAUCACUUGCAAAAUCUUCAAAACGAAAUUCAAUUUUAAUUUGGACAUGAUUCACGGGGAGCUUUGUUUUACUCGUAGCUUUGAUUGAUUUUCAAUAAAAUGUGAU